AGAGGGAUGCGGAGGGAUAGAUUGAUUGAAGGAAAUGGGGAGGGAGAAAGUGAGAAAGAAAGAGUGAGACUAAUUGAGUGAUGAGGGAAGGAGGAGUUUCGGCGCAAAAGUGUACUGGCAGUUUGGGUGAGAAAGCGGUUUGUGUGGAGCGGAACCUGAAGCUGUGUCUCACACCCCCUGCGCUCUCACACUCCCGUUAGCCGCGUCACUCAGUGUCGGCUCAGGACCUGGUUUGCGCGCUCUCUCUGCCUCUCGGAGUCGGUAGUGUGUUCGCGGUAGUUUUUCCACUCGGUUUACGGUUCGGCGGUGCUCAUGGCGGACGGCGCUCCGAGCGGCAGUGGCAGCGACGGCGAGGAGAAGGGCGCGCGCAUCCGCGGGUUCGCGCGCCAGGGCGCGCUCCGCCAAAAAAACGUGCACGAGGUCAAGGACCACAAGUUCAUCCCGCGUUUCUUCAAGCAGCCCACCUUCUGCAGCCACUGUACCGACUUUAUCUGGGGUUUUGGAAAACAAGGAUUUCAGUGUCAGGUUUGCUGUUUUGUGGUGCAUAAGCGCUGCCAUGAGUUUGUCACCUUCUCCUGUCCUGGAGCAGAUAAAGGCCCGGCGUCGGAUGACCCACGGAGCAAACACAAGUUUAAGGUGCAUACGUACUCAAGUCCGACCUUCUGCGAUCAUUGUGGCUCCCUGCUGUAUGGGCUGAUCCACCAGGGCAUGAGAUGUGACCAUUGUAUGAUGAAUAUUCAUAAGCGUUGUGUUGCCAAUGUGCCAAGCCUGUGUGGAACCGAUCACACUGAACGCAGAGGACGCCUCGAGAUAACUGCUAACAUCAAGAACAACGUCCUCACCGUCUGCAUCAAGGAAGGAAGAAACUUGGUUCCGAUGGAUCCGAAUGGCCUUUCUGACCCGUACGUGAAGCUGAAACUCAUUCCUGAUCCGAAAAGCGAGAGCAAACAGAAGACCAAGACUAUAAAGUGCUGCCUGAAUCCAACAUGGAACGAGACCUUCACAUUUAAUCUGAAGGAAUCCGAUAAGGACCGCAGGUUAUCAGUGGAGAUGUGGGACUGGGAUUUGACCAGUAGGAAUGACUUCAUGGGCUCCCUCUCGUUCGGCAUCUCGGAACUCCAGAAACAAAGUGUGGAUGGCUGGUUUAAGCUGCUGAGUCAGGAGGAGGGUGAGUACUUUAAUGUGCCUGUCCCACCUGAGGGAGAUGAAGGAAAUGAGGAGCUGAGACAAAAACUUGAGAGAGCUAAAAUAGCUUCUGUUGCUAAAAAGACAGACUCGUCUGUAUCCAAGUUGGACAAUAAUGGAAAUAAAGACCGGAUGAAGCUUUCUGACUUCAACUUCCUCAUGGUGCUUGGAAAAGGGAGCUUUGGCAAGGUUAUGCUUGCUGAUAUGAAGGGAACAGAUGAGUUAUUUGCUAUAAAGAUUCUGAAGAAAGACGUGGUGAUUCAGGAUGAUGAUGUGGAGUGUACCAUGGUGGAGAAGAGGGUGCUGGCACUUUCUGGAAAACCUCCUUUUCUCACCCAAUUACAUUCCUGCUUCCAGACCAUGGAUCGGCUGUACUUUGUAAUGGAAUACAUUAACGGAGGAGAUCUGAUGUACCAAAUCCAGCAGGUCGGAAAGUUCAAAGAGCCACAUGCAGUGUUUUACUCUGCGGAGAUUGCCAUAGGCCUGUUCUUCUUGCACCUUAAAGGCAUAAUAUACAGGGAUUUGAAGCUAGAUAAUGUAAUGCUGGAUGCCGAAGGUCACAUAAAGAUUGCUGAUUUUGGGAUGUGUAAGGAGAACAUGUUCGAGGGAGGGACCACCAAAACGUUCUGUGGUACCCCGGACUAUAUUGCUCCUGAGAUCAUUGCGUAUCAGCCAUAUGGGAAGUCAGUGGACUGGUGGGCCUUUGGGGUGCUGCUGUAUGAAAUGCUAGCUGGACAGCCCCCAUUUGACGGAGAAGAUGAGGACGAACUGUUCCAGUCCAUCAUGGAACAUCAUGUGUCGUAUCCCAAAUCAAUGUCUAAGGAGGCAGUGGCCAUCUGUAAAGGACUAAUGACGAAGCACCCUGGAAAACGUCUAGGAUGUGGCCCUGAGGGGGAGAGAGACAUCCGAGAGCAUGGCUUUUUCCGCUACAUGGAUUGGGAGAAGCUUGAGAACAAAGAGGUUCAACCACCAUUCAAACCUAAAGCUAAAAACAGCCGAGAUACAUGCAACUUUGAUCGCGAGUUCACGAAGAUGCCAACGGAGCUCACACCGACUGAUAAACUCUUCAUCAUGAAUCUGGAUCAAGAUGAGUUUCUUGGAUUUUCCUACACAAAUCCAGAAUAUGUCGCUCCGUCGUACUGAUGAAAACUAUUUUAGAAAUGACCUUAGACAAAGGGUUUAUCCCACCUGUAGUGUUCACUAUUUAGCAAUGUUUGCAUCCCAGAAGCUGCCCUGGAAGAUUUUCUAGCAAUACAGUUCUCCAUUUUUGUAUCACAACUCACAAAAACUCAGGUUUCUGAGAGCUUGCUAAUAUUUAAUCUACAUUUAAAGCAACACUGUAAGCAGUGUGAUGCAAAUUAAUGGAUAAAGCUAAUAGUGGCAACACUGGCUCUUAUUUUAAAACCAGACCCGCUGUAACGAAGGUCAAAUUCUUUCCCUGAACCAGAUAUUAUCAGUCUAUAUUUUUCACAUGCAAAAAUGUGCCAUUUCUCAGUCCUUAUUAUCUGCUAUACAUCCCACCAUCAAUCCCUUUUUUUGCACCAACUCUAAUGUAGUCCCACCAUCACCACACCCACAAUCUUUAAAUGAUAAACUGUUAUGUAAAAUUUUAUAUUUAACUUGACCUCACAUUGAACACAUUGAAUAUUUCAAAAGUGCAAUUAUGACUAUAGUUGACUCAUCAAAAAAUAUCAAAUAUUUAAAAGUGGCAACUCUAUGGGGCAGCCUGGAAAAAAAAAACAAUCUGAAAUCUCUACAGCCGAAUUCUGAAAUAAAAAAUAUAUAUAUAAAAUAAAAAUAAAUAUGCUUUUUAGACUUUUAGUUAUGAUGAACAUAUUUUACCAAAAACAUUCAAAAAUGUUAGGCUUCUCUCCUUGGCAAGAUAAUACUGGCAGUAUUGACUGAAUAGUUAAGGCUCCAGGUUACUGAUCAGAAGGUCAAGAGCUCAAAAUGCCAUGCUAUCAUCUUUAUGCCCUUAACCCUUUCUGCUCCAGGGGCACUGUGUCAUAGCUGAACUUGCCCUCUGACCCCAGCUUCUUAACAAGCUGGGAUAUGCAAAGAACAGAGAGUUUCAAUGGGCUGUAAAGUAUAUGUCAGAAAUAAGCUCUUUCUCUAAUAACAGUUAUGCAUGGAGGCAAACUUGGCAUUAAAUCUGAAUCCUUUUUUGACCAUGGUUAAAAUUCAAGCAUUUUAUUGUGUGGUUGUCCCCAAAAGCGAAAAUAAAGUUUAGUUAAUUAUCUACAUUUAAGUAUAGUAUAUAUAUUGUGGUGAAUUAUACAUUCACAAUGGGAAAUGAGUUCCAGUGAUUGCUAGCUGAAUAGAUUAUGCUAUAUAUAUAUAUAUAUAUAAAAAAAUGUACAUUUAUUUAAAAUGUAUUUCAUUUGGAGGCAACCUGACUUUAAAAUGCCAGGAUUCUAUCUGUGGUUCAGAUAGAAUUUAGUUUAGGAAAUGUAAAAUCUGCCAAUGUGUCUGGUUAUUUAACACACUGACUUAAAAAGCAACUGCUAUUCAUUCAUUUCAUUUGCAUUACACUUGAUAUGUAUUGAAUAAAUUAUGCAAAUGAAAAUAAAUCUCCAUGAAAACUAAUCUAACUGUUUAUACCUAUGUAUGGGCAGGUUAUACAUGCCUGUAUUAAUAGCCUACAAAAUAAAAUGAGUCAAUGUUGGAUGAUGUAACGUAAAAAUCAGAGCAUACUCAGAAUUUAUUUUUUUUUUUUUGUCAUCAUUUACAAAAUAACCUAGAAGGUUUCAUGCUUUCUAGAAACCAUGACCUGGCAUUACAUUUCUGCACCGUUACUUCCUGUAAAUCUGGAAGAAUCUUUUAACCAUCUGAAAAGGCACUGUUUUCUCUAUGCCUUACACUGAAUGUCAUAUUGCUGUUAAACAGGAAGUGCAGUAAAUUAAGAAAAAAGCAUAACCGACAAAUUGCCAAACGGGCAAUUAAAAAAAAACAAAAAACAACAACAGCACCGUGCUCAAUUAUUCAUCCAUGGCUCAUUAUUUCUUCUCCCUCUGCAUUUUUGCUCUGUUUGAUCGUGGCACGUUGGGUUGAUGUUUAAUUCACCAUCUCGAUACUCAUUAUGCAAGAAAUAUCAUUAUCUCCCCUGGAUCACAAUUUAUUCACACAGUACGGACCUGAAGACAUCCGGAAAUCAAUAUAUUCAAUGUGUAUUGAGUUUGAAUCGUCAAUUUAUUUCAAAUCAUUUAAACAAGAAAGACAACGACGAGAUGAAAAGGUAAAAGCUGUCAAGAUAAAAGCAGCACGUGAUUGAGAAAGUAAAAUGAAUUAAAACAAGGACCCCAAAAGACUGAUGGACUUUUCCAGAGAAGAAUCUUUGCCAGAAAGAGAAGAUAUCUAAAAGAGUUAUAAAAAAAAAAGCGGAAAAAGCUAACAAAAUGCUUUCUGACUAUUGGGUAGCUUACAUCAGUCUGGCUCCCAUCUUGCAGUGCAUUGUGGGAUUUCCCCCAUAUACCCUAAAUAUUCUAUGGUUUAUUACUAUGCUUCACUGUAUACGAUAGUUACAAGGCUUCCAAUGUAGUGCACUACGCAGUGCACAGGGUGUGUUCAGCGACAUACAAAAGAGUGAAUACCUAAAUAAGAUUAUUUAAAUUUGUACUUUUGCAUGAUAUCUGUAGUUUUCAUUGAUUCUCUGACAGCUGAGUACACUGCCUGUGUAAA
Silurus meridionalis is the source of this 4863-nucleotide messenger RNA. It is a transcript of the gene prkcbb, whose product is annotated as protein kinase C, beta b. The coding region runs from base 313 to 2328 and encodes 671 amino acids. The transcript is spliced from 17 exons. Gene Ontology annotation, biological process: protein phosphorylation. The record is from RefSeq and is a predicted model, not a curated record. Gene Ontology annotation, molecular function: zinc ion binding; ATP binding; diacylglycerol-dependent serine/threonine kinase activity. Lineage: Eukaryota; Metazoa; Chordata; Actinopteri; Siluriformes; Siluridae.